This is a messenger RNA of Oncorhynchus mykiss (rainbow trout), 1596 nucleotides long. RefSeq names its product TLR adapter interacting with SLC15A4 on the lysosome. Gene Ontology annotation, biological process: regulation of toll-like receptor signaling pathway. NCBI's taxonomy places the organism in Eukaryota, Metazoa, Chordata, Actinopteri, Salmoniformes, Salmonidae. The record is from RefSeq and is a predicted model, not a curated record.
CAAAUAGGGACAGCACAAUACGGUGGCUGCUUACCAGUCAGAGACAUCUGUAGCUAACUUGUAAACCUUGUAUUAGUGGACAGACUGAAGAAAACAUCAUCUAUUGUAAAAACAGAGUGGUUGCCAUGUUGGGAGAAGCCUUCAUCAGAGUCUUCAGGUACAGGAAAGAGGAUUGUGAUUGUGAUUCCACAAAGGCUCAGGAACGUCCACCACACCCUGCUCCCAAUAUCGUUCUGAACCAAGGUUCAAUGUUAGGAAACAUGGAUGGCCUGGUGCAGUCUGGUCCUAGAGCGACAACCAGGCCCAGUGAUGCCCUCACCAUCCCCAAUAGCCACAGUGACGACUAUGGUGACCUGGAGCUCUAUCGCUCCUGGUGCUGUACCACCUUCUGCAAAGACUACCCCGACCUGCAGCUCAGAGGGGACCAUGUGGGAAACAGGAGUUCAAUGAGCCUGCGGCUGGAGAGUGAGGUGUUCCAAGGGCCACUUCUUCAGUCUCAGGACCUGGGAGAGCUGGAGUCCUUGGAACCCACAGGGCCUGUAGAGGCUGGGGUACAGGUGGAGUCCCAGACCCUGCAGGAUGAGGGUAACCUGGUCAUAGACAGCAGCAUCAUCACCCUGAACAGGGAACCUCUGUCCAACUCCAUGCUGAACGGCUACCUGGAGAGUAAGCUGCUGGAGGUGUACAGACAGCAUAUGCAGGACAGCCUGGCCCGGGGCAGCUCUCCCCUGGUCCAGACCCCUCCCCAGGGCCUGGUACCAGAACCAGUGAAGCAGCUCAGCCAGUAUCUCUGUCAGGACCACGGCCUAGACUCCAGUACGGCCCAGAGCAUCGUCAUCCACUACCUCAGCACCUGCACCGUGGCCAGCUCCAACUUCAGCUCUCCCGACCUGCGCAUCUCCAACCUACGCAUCCCCAACCCUGAGCCCAGGAAGAAGCCCACCUGACUGAAACCAGCAGUAUUUCCACUUUGUCUGCCAACUUUAACGUACUUGACAAUGCUAAAGCAUUCCACUGAAUCUAUACUUGGUGGUCAGUUGUAUUGCAUUCAAGUGGAAAAUUAAAUUGAUAAUUCGGAAGGAGAUCCCCUCGUUUUGUUGAAUUGUUGAAAGAAAUAUCUUUAGAAAAUGCCACAAUGUCCAAAAUAUUUACUACAUAAAUGCAACCAGUUGCUAUAUUGUCAUGCUUGGCUGCCUGAGACAAUGUCAAGCUUUCGAGUUUAAAGACAAAGAGUAGAAAAACAGGGAACUGUGAGCUGAUCUUGUAAAGAAUCUUGUUUCUGAGAAAUUAUUCCUCACAGAUACUGCUGAUUUGAAAUUAUAUUGUUUUAAACACAGAUUUACAAAACGCCAAAUCUUUUUUUUUUUUCCUAACUUGGUUGUCAAAGCAGAAAAAAUAUUGCCACCUGCUGUCAUACAAAAGCAUUGCAUGUUUACUGCAAGUGUCACAUUGCAUUUUGACAAGAAAGAUAUUACACAACAUCUGUGCCAGAUAAACAUAUCAUGCUGUGCCACAUUUCUAAUGCGUUUUAAUCUUGAAAGCGACUGAAUAAAUAAUAAAUAUUAAUAUGCUAAAGAACUGAGUUAUUGCAGUCAU